Molecule: messenger RNA, 2072 nt
Organism: Budorcas taxicolor (takin)
Lineage: Eukaryota; Metazoa; Chordata; Mammalia; Artiodactyla; Bovidae
Gene: PGGT1B
Product: protein geranylgeranyltransferase type I subunit beta
Exons: 9
Coding region: 1-1134 (377 amino acids)
Biological process (GO): protein geranylgeranylation
Cellular component (GO): CAAX-protein geranylgeranyltransferase complex
Molecular function (GO): CAAX-protein geranylgeranyltransferase activity
Source: RefSeq, a predicted model, not a curated record
AUGGCGGCCACGGAGGAUGAGCGGCCGGCGGGGAGCGGAGAGGGAGAGCGGUUGGAUUUCCUGCGAGACCGGCACGUGCGGUUCUUCCAGCGCUGCCUCCAGGUUUUGCCUGAGCGCUACUCUUCUCUGGAGACCAGCAGGUUGACUAUUGCGUUUUUCGCACUCUCUGGGCUGGAUAUGUUGGACUCCUUAGAUGUGGUGAACAAGGAUGAUAUAAUAGAGUGGAUUUACUCCCUGCAGGUCCUUCCCACAGAAGACAGAUCAAAUCUAAAUCGCUGUGGUUUCCGAGGCUCUUCCUACCUGGGUAUUCCAUUCAAUCCAUCAAAGAAUCCUGGAACUGCUCAUCCUUACGACAGUGGCCACAUAGCAAUGACCUACACUGGCCUUUCAUGCCUAGUUAUUCUUGGAGAUGACCUAAGCCGGGUAAAUAAAGAAGCUUGCUUAGCAGGCUUGAGAGCCCUUCAGCUAGAAGAUGGAAGUUUUUGUGCAGUACCUGAAGGCAGUGAAAAUGACAUGCGAUUUGUAUACUGUGCUUCCUGUAUCUGCUAUAUGCUCAACAACUGGUCUGGCAUGGACAUGAAAAAGGCUAUCAACUACAUUAGAAGAAGCAUGUCCUAUGACAAUGGGUUGGCGCAGGGAGCAGGACUUGAAUCUCAUGGAGGAUCAACUUUUUGUGGCAUUGCAUCACUGUGCCUGAUGGGUAAACUAGAAGAAGUUUUUUCAGAAAAAGAAUUGAACCGGAUAAAAAGGUGGUGUAUAAUGAGACAACAGAACGGUUAUCAUGGAAGGCCUAAUAAGCCUGUUGACACCUGUUACUCUUUUUGGGUUGGAGCAACUCUAAAGCUUCUGAAAAUUUUCCAGUAUACUAACUUUGAGAAAAAUAGAAAUUACAUCUUAUCAACUCAAGAUCGCCUCGUUGGGGGAUUUGCCAAGUGGCCAGAUAGUCAUCCAGACGCUUUGCAUGCAUACUUUGGAAUUUGUGGCCUGUCACUAAUGGAGGAAAGUGGCAUCUGUAAGGUUCAUCCUGCCCUGAACGUAAGCACACGGACUUCUGAGCGCCUUCGAGAUCUCCAUCAGAGCUGGAAAACCAAGGACUCUAAAGAGUGCUCAGAGAAUGUACACAUCUCCACGUGACUAACUUUAGACUGGGGGGCGGUGGGGAGGGUUUGUAGCCUAACUGUAGCUCAAGGUUUAAAGCCAUGGAUAACCAAGUGUGCUCUUUUUUUAAGAGGUAGUUUUACAGUCGAAUCUUGUGCCGAUGUCACUUUGGGAUAUGCUCUUGAGCCAGUAACCUUUGUGCUAGGUUUCAAGAAAAUCUUUGUUGAAGUUUGAACCACAGUGGACUUCGUCAUGGUUCUUAAAUGUUUAUACUGUAUUUCUAAGUUCUUUGAGGCAAAUUAACUGUAUGUAUGUAGGUUAUCUUAAAAAAAAAAAAAACUUCAGUACAGAAUUGUAUCAUAUUAUAAAAUGGACACAAAUCUUCAAAAGAAGUUUACAGUUCACAUAGCAUUGGUAAUCUUCGGGUGAGCACUUAGUGAUCAUUUAAAAAGCUUGACUGCUUAUGGUGGAACAUUGCUUUAAUGAAUUAAGUAUCUGGGGUUAUUCUUUGAAAACAGAUGAUCCCAUAAUUUUUAAAAGAAGAGUGACUUAUUUUGUCUUAUUCUUAAGUAAAAUGUGCCAAUUAAACUUUUGUGGCCUAUACAAAUGAAAUUAACUUCAUAGCAAGAAUGAAUAGGCUUAACUAAUACAGUAAUUUCCUAAAGGGAGAUUGUUAUAAAAAGACUAUUAUGUAACUGAGAAGAAAGUAAUUUAACUGUAUGUGAUUGUGAAUGGGAAAGUUUUGUGCUGUGUGGGUCAUCUAUUUUAGAUGUUGCUGGGGUAAAUAACAGUUAUGUUUGAUUUUAAUCUCAAAUCAUUAGUCGCUUUUUUUUUUUCCUCCUUUCUCCAGGGAAAGCCGUCUUACCUACAGGGAAAAACAUUUAGUGGUUUUGUUUCUUUUUCUGAGAUAAAUUUUAAACUGUAUUUUUAUAACUGAAUUAUUUUUAGCCAUUUGGUUUUUUUGUUGUUGUUGC